Cuscuta epithymum is the source of this 630-nucleotide messenger RNA. Lineage: Eukaryota; Viridiplantae; Streptophyta; Magnoliopsida; Solanales; Convolvulaceae. The record is from the annotation of a GenBank genome assembly.
CUUCCUCUUCUCCAGCCCGCCAUACACGGCGGCGAUGAACCAGCUCGUGACGGGAGACUGUAGAGGCCGAAAAUCAGGGAAGAGGCCGGUAAGGAAAUAGCCGGAGAGAGAGACGGCGAUGACGGCGCCGCUACAUUCACAUUCAGCUCCGGCCCAGCUGCAAGGGAUGAGAUCACGUCCAGACCAUGAAGAAAAUGCGCCGCUGAACCAACACACGUACAGACAUUUUAGAGCUCUUGUUAAUUGGUGUAAGAAAAUGUUGAUUCAAUCCAGAAACGCUGAAAGGAUCACAAAAAACAGAGAGGAAGACUGGAAGAGGAAGCAUACGUACAGGAGGGAGAUUGGAGAAGAAAUUUGGGGCAGAACUGCGGAAGAAGGGGGAAGAACGUUUGGUGGUGGGAAGAAUAGAGGGAGAAGAAGGGUGCGGGGGCCAGAGGAAAAAGGGGGAAAGUAAAAAGAGAAAAGUCAAAAAAUGACACUUGGCUGCCACAUCAGCUGUGUCACCGGUUGACUGAGAAUAACCUGGCUAAAUUAGAAAAUUGAAUGUUUUUAUAUAGUUCAUGGACUAAAUUGGGUGUUUCUUUUGUUGGAGCCCUUGGAGGACUUAAUUGACUUUUUUGGUAUACUUCG